AUGGACUCUGCUAGUGGUGGUUGUGAUGAAGGUUAUUCCACAGACAUUGGUGUAAAAGGCAGUGCUUGUGAUAUGGAAAUAUCACCUUGUAUGACUAAGUAUUGGCGUCCAAUUUGUGCCAACAGUUUGAAGCCUCAUGUUGGGCAGAGCACAACUCAGAAGGGUAGAGAUGGUGUUAUUGUCUUGAAGCAUGUUGUCAAUCGCAAUCUUGAUGCUGGCCAUCAAAUUUUCGUUGCAAGUUGUGUUCGGGCAAAUAUUGGCCCUACUCGGUCGUAUAGGUUAUUUAAGGAGAUUGCUGGUGAGUAUUCUAAUGUUGGGGCUAUAAGUGUGGACUUUCAAAAUUUCAAACGUGAUUUAAUGGCGUACAUUUUGAAUGGUGAUGCUCAAUUGUUCAUAGAUACGCUGUUUAAAAGGCGUGAAUUGUGCGAAGCAUUUGGGUUUGAAUACGACGUUGAUGAGGGUGACCAGCUCUCAAGGGUUUUCUUCGCUUCAGUGUCAAGGAAGAACUUUUCUUUGUUUGGUGAUGUUGCUUCGUUUGAUGCUACAUACCGUACUAACAGGUAUAAUCUGAUUUUUGUCCCAUUUACUGGCAUUGAUAAUAAUAAGAGAUGCAUCACCUUUGGUGCUGGGCUGCUUACGAAGGAAGACAUAGACUCAUACGUGUGGCUUUUGGAGAGCUUUAAGAAAAUAAUGGGCCAUGAUCCUAUUUGCGUUGUUACAGAUCAAGAUCCAACUGUGACGGUUGUCGUUGCUCAAGUGUUUGGUGCGUCAAAACAUAGAUUUUGUAUGUGGCAUAUAAUGUGCAAGGUGGGAGAGAAGGUUGGACCAGUUUUGUCUAAAGACGGGGUGUUUAGGAGGAAGUUGAAUUGCAUCGUUUGGGAUAAUUCAAUUGAUCUCGAUGCCUUUGAGCUGCGAUGGAAUCAUAUUAUGGAGAAAUAUGGGUUGGGUUUGGUUAGGACCACAUCUAGAUCGAAGUCUCAAAACAGUUUCUUUGGUAGCUUCUCUAAUGUACAUUCUAGCUUGGUUGAAUUUUUGGUGCAUUAUGAUAGUGCUAUUGGUGCACAGUGGCAUGCUCAAGCAAAACUAAAUGCUGAUUGUGAAGUUUGUUUUCCAGUGUUGAAGACACCAUUGGCGUUGGAGCGACAUGCCAUGGGUGUUUACACAAUUUCUGUGUUUUAUGAUGUUUUAUGA
Messenger RNA from Ipomoea triloba (trilobed morning glory), 1191 nucleotides. Its product is annotated as protein FAR1-RELATED SEQUENCE 5-like. Gene Ontology annotation, biological process: regulation of DNA-templated transcription. The record is from RefSeq and is a predicted model, not a curated record. Bases 1 to 1191 code for a protein of 396 amino acids. NCBI's taxonomy places the organism in Eukaryota, Viridiplantae, Streptophyta, Magnoliopsida, Solanales, Convolvulaceae. The transcript is spliced from 5 exons.